Messenger RNA from Rhagoletis zephyria (snowberry fruit fly), 852 nucleotides. RefSeq lists its product as uncharacterized. NCBI's taxonomy places the organism in Eukaryota, Metazoa, Arthropoda, Insecta, Diptera, Tephritidae. The record is from RefSeq and is a predicted model, not a curated record. Gene Ontology annotation, molecular function: hydrolase activity, acting on carbon-nitrogen (but not peptide) bonds. Gene Ontology annotation, biological process: carbohydrate metabolic process.
CACCUGAACACCACGAUACCACUGUAACACCACACAUUAGCACUACUCCUCAUCCUCAUUCUGAUACAACUCAUGCUCAAACGCCCAACUCAACUCACGUUCAUGAGGGAACCACCCUGAAGCCGGUGGAAACCACCACUCACAAGGUGGAGACCAGCACCUCUCGCUACCAUUCCAACUUCCGCAAUCCGACCUGCAAUUUUACCGCCUGCGUCGAGCCGAAGUGCCAGUGCCUGGAUGAUAAGCCACCAAAGGGUCUCUUUGCCGAGAACAUUCCCCAGUUUGUGACGAUCACCUUCGACGGCGCGGUGACGGUGACCAACUUUCCCUUCUACAAGGACCUCUUCACGCUGACCAAUCCGAACAAGUGCCCGGUGACGGCCACCUACUUUGUGUCACACGUCGACACCAACUACAAGCUGGUGCACGAGCUGCAUCGCCGAGGCAACGAGAUUGGCGCCCACUCCAUCAGUAAGUCGAAGAACAACUGGCAGGACUACUGGAAAACGCUCUCCUACGAGAAGUGGGUGGACGAGUUUGGCGGUCAGAAGAAGAUUCUCUCAAAGUAUGCGGCCAUUCCGCUGGAGGACGUGAAGGGCGCACGAGCUCCCAAUCUGCAGACUGCCGGCAAUCUGACCAUUGCUGCCCUCGUCCAUGAAAAGUUCGAGUACGACUGUUCGAGUCCCUCUCGAAUGGGCAUCAAAACGCCUUUCUUCCCCUACACCUUCGACUACGGCGGCCAGCGAGGCAACGAUUGCCCAGUGCAGCCUUGUCUCACCGACGAACAGGUCUUCCCCGGCUUCUGGGAGGUGCCCAUGAAUGAUCUCAACGUCGUCUACACUGUCAAAGGAG